Molecule: messenger RNA, 2314 nt
Organism: Eutrema salsugineum
Lineage: Eukaryota; Viridiplantae; Streptophyta; Magnoliopsida; Brassicales; Brassicaceae
Product: ABC transporter G family member 12
Exons: 8
Coding region: 76-2160 (694 amino acids)
Cellular component (GO): membrane
Molecular function (GO): ATP binding; ATP hydrolysis activity; ABC-type transporter activity
Source: RefSeq, a predicted model, not a curated record
ACAAAAAACUUAGAAGAAGAACAAAAGUCUAUCUCUCUCCUCUCUCUCUAAGUUCUUAUUCGAGAUCAAACACAAAUGGAAUUAGAGAGUACGAGCAAUGGCCGGCCUUCUCGUCGUCCUCCUCCUCCUCCGCCGCCGCCGCCGGAGAUUGGACGUGGAGCGUACUUGGCGUGGGAAGAUUUAACGGUGGUUAUACCAAACUUUAGUGGUGGUCCGACUCGACGGUUACUCGAUGGACUCAACGGGUAUGCUGAACCGGGUCGAAUCAUGGCCAUUAUGGGUCCUUCCGGAUCCGGCAAGUCCACGCUUCUUGAUACACUCGCAGGUAGACUUGCAAGAAACGUGAUUAUGACCGGUAAUCUUCUAUUGAACGGAAAGAAGGCAAGAUUAGACUACGGCCUCGUCGCUUAUGUAACACAAGAGGACAUUUUGAUGGGAACACUAACGGUGAGGGAGACAAUAACGUACUCAGCUCAUCUAAGGCUUUCAAGUGAUUUGACCAAAGAAGAAGUCAACGACAUUGUCGAAGGCACAAUCAUGGAGCUUGGUCUUCAAGAUUGUGCAGACAGAGUCAUAGGUAAUUGGCACUCCAGAGGAGUGAGUGGCGGCGAGAGGAAACGCCUCAGCGUUGCGUUAGAGAUCUUAACGCGACCGCAGAUUCUGUUUCUUGACGAACCCACAAGUGGUUUGGACAGUGCUUCUGCUUUCUUUGUGAUUCAAGCGCUUAGGAACAUCGCUCGAGAGGGAGCUAGAACCGUUGUGUCAUCGAUUCAUCAACCUAGUAGCGAAGUUUUCGCUCUCUUUGAUGAUCUUUUCUUGCUCUCUGGUGGUGAGACUGUUUACUUUGGUGAAACCAAGUUUGCUGUUGAGUUCUUUGCUGAAGCGGGUUUUCCUUGCCCUAAGAAACGGAAUCCUUCUGAUCAUUUCCUUAGAUGUAUAAACUCUGAUUUUGAUACAGUUACAGCUACACUCAAAGGAUCUCAGAGGAUGCGGGAGACACCAGCUACAUCAGAUCCUUUGAUGAAUCUAGCAACAUCUGAGAUCAAAGCUAGGCUUGUUGAGAAUUACCGUCGUUCAAUCUACGCCAAAUCUGCAAAAUCUCGGAUCCGUGAAUUUGCUAGCAUUGUAGGAGAUCAUGAGAUGGAAGUGAGAAAGGGAAGUGAAGCGAGCUGGUUUAAACAGCUAAGUACUUUGACAAAGAGGUCGUUUGUGAACAUGUGCCGCGAUGUUGGAUACUACUGGUCAAGAAUUGUGAUAUACAUCGUGGUAUCGAUCUGUGUUGGGACAAUCUUUUACGAUGUAGGACACAGCUACACAUCGAUCUUGGCUAGGGUUUCUUGUGGUGGAUUCAUUACCGGUUUCAUGACUUUCAUGUCCAUUGGAGGGUUUCCUUCUUUCAUUGAAGAGAUGAAAGUGUUCUAUAAAGAGAGAUUGAGUGGUUACUAUGGCGUCUCGGUUUAUAUUAUAUCAAACUAUGUCUCUUCUUUCCCGUUCUUGGUAGCGAUCUCCGUCAUCACAGGGAGUAUUACUUACAACAUGGUGAAAUUCCGUCCAGGGUUCUCGCAUUGGGCCUUUUUCUGUCUCAACAUAUUCUUCUCUGUCUCAGUCAUUGAGAGUCUCAUGAUGGUUGUGGCUUCUCUUGUUCCAAAUUUCUUGAUGGGUCUCAUUACAGGAGCUGGUAUCAUUGGAAUCAUCAUGAUGACUUCUGGAUUCUUCCGUCUGCUUCCUGAUCUUCCAAAGAUUUUCUGGCGCUACCCUAUUUCCUUCAUGAGUUAUGGUUCUUGGGCAAUUCAGGGAGCAUACAAGAACGAUUUUCUUGGCCUAGAGUUUGAACCUAUGUUCGCGGGAGAACCCAAGAUGACUGGAGAGGAAGUGAUAAGAAAGAUAUUUGGAGUUAAAGUCACACAUUCGAAGUGGUGGGACUUAGCAGCGAUCGUGUUGAUCCUUGUGUGUUACCGCAUUCUCUUCUUCAUAGUUUUGAAGCUCAAGGAGAGAGCAGAGCCGGCUUUGAAGGCGUUACAAGCAAAGAGAACGAUGAAGAGUCUCAACAAAAGACCUUCGUUUAGGAAAGUCCCAUCACUAUCUUCUAUAUCUUCUAGGAGACAUCAACCUCUACAUUCACUUUCUUCUCAAGAAGGUCUUACUUCUCCAAUCAAUUAAAGAUUAUAUCUGUAUAUGUGUAUACACUUUGUUUCUUGAUUUGAUUUGCACAUACAAUAGUUUCAACAUUUAUCAAUAUGUAUCAGCACCUGAUGAUUCUAUGAUUUCAGCAUUGUUAUUUUUGGAGAAUCAACAUACUAUUCUGAAUGUUACA